CACUAAGCCCAACCCGACUGGCACAAAGCCCAAAACCCAAUCCUGAUCUAUGUAAAUUCCUUUGAAUCUUUUCUUUUAGGGUUUGAUAUCAAGCAGAGUAGCAGAGACAGAAAGCAGUCGCCGUUGUGCAACCUCAGAGAAAGAGAUGGCCAGAAUCAAGGUCCAUGAGUUGAGGCAGAAGUCGAAGACUGAGCUUUUGAACCAAUUGAAGGAUCUAAAGGCUGAACUUGCUCUCCUUCGGGUCGCCAAGGUCACUGGUGGUGCUUCUAACAAGCUCAGCAAGAUCAAGGUGGUAAGGUUAUCGAUAGCACAAGUUUUGACUGUCAUUUCUCAGAAACAGAAGGCUGCCCUUAGGGAGGCAUAUGAGAAUAAGAAAUUUUUACCUCUUGAUCUGCGCCCUAAGAAGACCAGAGCUAUCCGCAGGAGGCUUACUAAGCACCAGCAAUCUCUGAAGACAGAACGGGAGAAGAAGAAAGAAAUGUAUUUUCCCAUGAGAAAAUAUGCUAUUAAGGUGUAGGAUGGUAUUCUUGGGAUAGGCUGUUCUUAUAUUUUGCAGUUGUAAACCUAUUUGGUUGACAAGUUUUGACAAUGGAUUAUUUUUUUGUUAUGACUAUGAACUCUUCUUGUUUAAUCUUUAUGUCUGUAAACUUGGAAGGGUGUAUCUCACUCCUAUGUUAGUCAUUUCUUCUCAAGUUGAGCGACA
This is a messenger RNA of Hevea brasiliensis (rubber tree), 703 nucleotides long. Its product is annotated as 60S ribosomal protein L35. Bases 146 to 517 code for a protein of 123 amino acids. The record is from RefSeq and is a predicted model, not a curated record. Gene Ontology annotation, molecular function: mRNA binding; structural constituent of ribosome. The transcript has 4 exons. Gene Ontology annotation, cellular component: ribosome; cytosolic large ribosomal subunit. Gene Ontology annotation, biological process: translation; maturation of LSU-rRNA from tricistronic rRNA transcript (SSU-rRNA, 5.8S rRNA, LSU-rRNA). Lineage: Eukaryota; Viridiplantae; Streptophyta; Magnoliopsida; Malpighiales; Euphorbiaceae.